AUGGACCACUACAUUAAGCGAGAGAGCCCGCCCGCUUUUGACGCUCCACCGUCUGCGCCGUCUGCACCGUCUGCGCCGGUCGAAGCUUUGGCGGACGCCGCGCUGCUGCCUGCGCCUGUCGAAGCGCUGGCCGCCAUGGCCGCGGCGCCAGCUCCACCGGCGACGAACGACGUCCAAUUUCUCGCGCAGGCCGUGGCCGGCCUCUUCUUUGUCACGGACUUUGCGUACAUGUCGAUGACGGGAGGCUUUGAAAGCAUGCGCCUCAAGUUGACGGACGUCCAAGCCACGCUUGACAUGCACCUACGCAUUCGGUACUUGGACACGGAGCUGUUCGCGACCAUGCGCACCGAGCUCGUCACCCAUCGCUUGCUCAUCGCCACCUUGUUUGCGCUCGUUUUUGCCUUGUGGUACAACCCGUCGACGCCUAUUUAACGUACGAAUACGAGUCCGUG
Messenger RNA from Saprolegnia diclina VS20, 452 nucleotides. RefSeq lists its product as hypothetical. The transcript has a single exon. The coding region runs from base 1 to 432 and encodes 143 amino acids. NCBI's taxonomy places the organism in Eukaryota, Oomycota, Saprolegniomycetes, Saprolegniales, Saprolegniaceae. The record is from RefSeq and is a predicted model, not a curated record.